This is a messenger RNA of Megalobrama amblycephala (Wuchang bream), 3843 nucleotides long. Its product is annotated as protein sprouty homolog 2. Bases 629 to 1480 code for a protein of 283 amino acids. Gene Ontology annotation, cellular component: cytosol; membrane. Gene Ontology annotation, biological process: negative regulation of MAP kinase activity; negative regulation of fibroblast growth factor receptor signaling pathway; animal organ development. The transcript is spliced from 2 exons. NCBI's taxonomy places the organism in Eukaryota, Metazoa, Chordata, Actinopteri, Cypriniformes, Xenocyprididae. The record is from RefSeq and is a predicted model, not a curated record.
CUCUGGGAGUGAGUGGAUGAUCGCAUGAACAGGAAGCGCUGACCAUACACAGAUAGACAGAGAAAAAGAGAGAGAGAUAGACAGUCCGAGAGAGACGAUCCAGCACUCACACUUUCAGCUCAUACAGAGAGACGACAAACUACAGAGCUGUUGCUGUGGUCUUUCCACACUGUUUUGUGGAAGUACUUCUGAAAAGCGAAGCUCCUCUCAGUUACUUUGCCCUGGGGACAUUUUUGUUUCUUAUUCAAAUAAAUUGGGAUAUUCCGUGUGACAUGUUGCCCUCGUUUCCAAGAAAAUUGUAUCUUUCUUCUUUGAACGUGCAGUGCUCUUUGAACUUGCAGUGCUCUGGCUGUUCCCUGAUAAAGGCUGUUGGUGUUCUUCAGAGGGAAUGACUGAGUGUUGAGGAACCAGGAUUGCUUGCACGUGUGGGACAUUUGUGAAGAAGCAUCAGGAGGCAGAAGAGAAAAAACUGCUCAAGAAAACAUAAAGGAAAGAAAGAAAACAAGCAAACAAACAUAAAAUACUGUUUUGGUGCAAAAUGGAUCUCCCUCCUUUUAGGGGUUUAUCCGAUGUACCCUGAUAUUGGUCAGCCUUGCAGCUCAGCCCCUACCCUGGUGGCCCUGAAAGAAUGGAUCCAGUGCCACCUUUUCGGAUGGAUCCUGAAAGCCUGGAUCUUCAGCAGGUCCCUGUAUUGUCCAUUGACCAGAUCCAUGCUAUAAGGGCUAAUAAUGACUAUGUGGAACGCCCAGUGGCACUGGAGCCUGCAUCUCAGGUUGGUGUCUUCUAUGUGCAUGAUGAGCGACAUCCUCAGAUGUCUCGCAGUCAAAGUCAGCAUCAACAUUCCCACUUGGCGUACUUGAGUCGCUCCAGUACCGUGAGCUCCAUGUCCCGUGGCAGUGCUGCUUCAGACCAGAGACUUCUUACAGGACUAACGCCUUCCCAUUCUGGUCUGGCCACUGUGGUGCGGUCCCAGCCCAAAGGUGACUUGAAACCUGACUCGCUAGGCAAAGGACUGGCUGACAGUGAGGACUUGGGCCUGCAUCUCUUCAUCUGUGAACGUUGUGGCCACUGUAAGUGCCAGGAGUGCUGUGCCCCUCGUAAUUUGCCCUCCUGCUGGACCUGUGGCCAGCGCUGCUUAUGUUCAGCUGAAAAUGUCUUGGAGUAUGGCACUUGCCUGUGCUGUGUGAAGGGUCUGUUCUACCACUGCUCGGCAGAUAAGGAGGACAACUGUGCCGACCGACCAUGCUCCUGUGCCCCGGCUCAUGCCUGCUCCCGCUGGAGUGCCAUGGCCUUCCUGGCGCUAUGCCUGCCUUGCCUGUGCUGCUACCCUCCUGCCAAGCUGUGCCUCAGUCUUUGCCAGCGUGGCUACGAUCGCGCCACCCGUCCAGGCUGCCGAUGUAGCAACACCAACACUGUGUGCCGCAAGAUCUCUGCCACCAACCCUGCGCCCUUUCGUAAAACCCUGGAGAAGCCUGUAUGACAGCCUAAAGGAGCCUCUUGCAAUUCUCCUUUGAGGAGACACCUCUAUUGCUGAAGCAGCCAGGGAAUUCUGCUAAAUGAAAUGACCUACUCUAAACCAAUCAGGCCUCCCUGCAUCAUGUUCAUCAUCAUGUAUCCUACAGCCCUCUACUCCCUCCCCCAGUUUUUUUUUUAUUUUUAGUAAACCCUUCUCUUAUUUAUUUAUUUAUUAGACUUUCCAAGAUAGAGUUGGGUAAUGUGAACCAUAUGUAACAUACAGGGAGUAUGCUAUCAGAAUAAAUGCAGAGGCUGUACUGAGUAAAAGGAUCAUCUAAGCAUCACUUUCAACAGAAAGUCAGUGCUGAGUGUGUCUUCUUCAGCCUUACUGAAUGGAAAAACUAUAAGCAAGCUGGCUAACUCUAGACUUUACAUGGAUGCAGGGCGCUGGUUAGGGAGGAGAGCCCAACCAAAAAAAUCUGACUAAGUCAAUUCUGUUUGACACCAAAAACAGGACCAUUUAAAAUCAGAAUAUUAAGCUCGCCUAAGAGGGAUGUGUUUCAAGAGAGGAGGUAAAGAGAGACAUUGUGUGCGAAUGAGAGUGUAACGAAGAAGAAGGGAAAAUGUGUGUGCAUGUGUGUAUGUGUGUGCAGUCUCAGGCCGGCAUCUGCUGUCAGCAGAAGCCUCUCUUUUUAUUUUUAGAGGAGCUACUCUGAAAGAUAAAGUGUCUGGUCAGGUUUCCAGCCCAGGGCAGCCUGACGCCAACCUCUCCCAAGCACUCUUACAUCCUCAACUCAUUUUUCCUCAGCUGCCCAUUGUACCUUCCAACUGUUGAACAACAGCGAUAGGAUCCUUGACCGUUUCUGCAUCCAACUACGCUGUGGGACCAAACAUCAAAAGGGACUGUCUGUCCACCUUUGACAGUCAAGAUAAGAUACGAGCCAUUACUUUGGACAAAUUGGCCAGAAAACCUGUGGGACCAUGCUUUAGGUUAUCAUCAGAUCCGACCAGUAUCAGCAAAAUAAAGCCAUUGUGGUUCCGUAGUUCUGCCAUACAUGAGAUGAGUAUCUCUAAAGACUUUGGCCUUUCCUGAGCUUUGGCCUUUCCUGUGCCCUGAAUGCUUUGCAGAAAGUGAGGUUAAUUGAGACUGUUGUUUCAUCUGACAGGAAGAAGGGAUUGUAUUGAAACAAAGGCUUUAGUCACCUGGCCAGAACGAGGUAGAAAACCACACUUGGGAACAAGGUGAAACAGAUGCACUGACAUCUGAAACUGGGAAGCAAGAUGAAUGAAAUCUGUUUCAAGUGUGUAUGUUCUUCCCCAAUAAUGCACAUCCUUGUGAGUUCCUUUGCUAUAUUUUUGUAUGUACAUAGAAUUAUAAUUGUAUUUGUAUUUUUAUUCCAUUUGUUUUAAUCUGGUUAUUAUUAUUACCAUUACUUUCUAUUACUGUUGGACAUUAACCUUGUCAGAGACCUGGCUAAUACUUAAGACUAACCAUAAGGCUGAUUUUGUAUUGUGGAGGAGAGGUCCCUUGUGCAUAACACUUGUUUUACAUUGCAGUACAGUAAAUUGCCAUAAACAUUUCAGAAUUCUCUCUUAUUGGUUACAUAUAUCUAUCAUAAAUUGCUUUUGUCCUAAGAACAGAAACAAUCUGAUUUAAAAUAUUUGUGGUGUUCAGACCUCAACAGCCUGAAUUAUAUUUUCACACAAAAAUGAUUGGUUAAGGUCACACACAAGCUUCCAGAGCCAAUCAUAUGUUUUUCCUACCUAAACAAUGUUUGCUGACAUGAUAGUAAAUAACAUGCAUUACUAUCAGAGUCUGUGGCAAACUUUCACAGUAUGAAAUAGUGAGAAGAUACCUCUCCUCCACAGUCACAUCCCAUAAGAAUGGCUUCUCUAGGAAGGGUCCAUGAUGUGGGGCUUCAGUGUGUAGGUACAUACAAUUUACAAGAAUGCCUAACUGGUGCUGUCCAAAGUCUCUAAGCUAACCACUAAAAGUUCACCAUGUUGUAUUAGUAAAUAUUGCUUUGGUACAAUUGGCAUCUUGUAAGUUGUAAAAGAAAUAAAGGAGAAUAUAUAAAUAAAUAAAUAAAUAUAUAUAUAUAUAUAUAUAUAUAUAUAUAUAUAUAUAUAUAUAUAUAUAUAUAUAUAUAUAUAAAUCUAUACAAAUUAAUCUAUUAUAUAUAUAUAUUACACUUUUUUGUUGCUGAUAUUAUCAUAAAGCCACAGAUAUUUAUUUAAAUGGUUGCAAGAAAAGCUAUGUAUUUAUUUUGGGUGAAUGAUAAAAAGAAAUUGAAUGAAAAGACCCAUGUGAUGAUUUCAGCUUUUUUUCAGAGGAUUGGUGGAUAUGGCUAUAAGGCCAUGGAUAACAAAUAAAAAAAAUUUCAAAUA